GUAGGCUACAUGCUAAAAAUAUUUUUUAUUUAUGUAUUAGUGUUGGUUGUACACUGUCACGCUUCUAUACAGUAGGUGGCGGCAUGCACCUUAAACGUUGGUUUGUAGUCCGAUAAUAAAGCUAAAGAAGAAGACGAAAGAAUCCGCUACGUACGCAGUCAGUUGUUGAAACAGAAAUGGUGUGGAUGGUUGUUUCCUGCUGAGAAUGAACCCACAAUAUGUCAGGGCUGACCUGAUGACCGCAACGUCUGGCGACUUUGACGUGUUCCUCCACCGUCCCAGCUCUGUUGGGUAGGGCGGCUCUCCCUCUUACGGUCUGCUAAGGUCUUUUUUUUAUUUUUAUUUUUUUUCACCCAACAACCUGGGAUUGAUCUGUACCAGCCCUACAGAGACCCUCUGCCAACACGCCGCAUUAAAAAAAAAAAAAAAAAAAAGGAACAAUGUAUUGCCUACAGUGGCUACUUCCGGUGUUGCUCAUCCCCAAGCCGCUGAACCCGGCGCUGUGGUUCAACCACUCCAUGUUUAUGGGCUUCUACCUGCUCAGCUUCUUGCUGGAGAGGAAGCCCUGCACCAUCUGUGCCUUGGUCUUCCUGGCCGCCCUCUUCCUCAUCUGCUACAGCUGCUGGGGCAACUGCUUCCUCUACCACUGCCAGGACGCCACGCUUCCAGACGCUGCCCACGACCCGGCUAUUAUCGGGACCUAGGACAGAAAAAAAAGGGGGGGGGAUUCGAUAUCUGGAAGGGGGAAUUUAGGGGAGGGGGGUGCAAAGGGUGAUGAGGCAUUGCUGGAGAAUGAUACUGCCAUACUAAAGAGGGGAUAGGCUACACUUUGGGGGGUGGGACGGUGUAGAGGUGGUGAUGAACGACUGUUGGGGGUGGAUACCGCAAAUACAGAGAGCGCUCUGCCAAAAGUGUUUAUUGAAGAGAAGAGCCAGUUCUGAAAGGAUUGUGGGAGGCUGCUUUGCCAUGCUGUAAGACAGACAGACUUGAAUUUGAGGUGGUAGGAGGGGAGGAAGAGAUGUCGGAGAAGACGGGGGGGGGGCACUUGAAAUGCCAAGGAAAGGAAAAUUUCACCUUCUGCAACUUUUGUAUUUUUAUUUUUUAUUUUUCAGCAUUUGAAUGAAAAUUAGACCAUAUAUCCACCACGUGUGACAUCUACCUAGAGGGACCACGGUUUUUCAGUAUUCUGGUUUCUUUCUAGCGCUCUGGCUUGGUAACGUCAAACGUUGGACGUCACUUUCUCCAAAAACCUGCUAAAUCAUCUUUUCAGAGUGAAAGCACCCUCCACCUCAAACUGCCAAAAGUAACGCAAUCCUGCUGAAAGCUCCAGACCAAGUUGGAUGUUCCCAAGAUUCACUGGCAGCCAUGCUUGCUUCUCCGUCCCAUACUGUGGCGGUCGUUGACAAGCUUUAUACGCCAGGUAGUGUUAAGAGUUAACUUGGCAUCUUGACAUGUUUUCUCUCCCCUAAGGUCUAGAGAAAAGAGGGCCGACAUGUCAUUUACAGUCCAACCUGACCAAACUCUGUUGCCACUUUGGCUCUGCACACGUAACGCUGUCCUCCACAAGGAGAGCACACAGACACUGGACAAUCGAUAACUAUGCUGUGAAUAACUUUCUUUGCCGCAUCUCCACACAAACUCAUAUCAGAAGGUGUAAUGAUGCUGAGAAACUGUUCCGUUGUUAUUACCCACAGUGCUCUGCAGCUACCCCUCUCUUUGUCUUCCUAGCUCCUCUUCCUCCUCCUCACCUCAAAAUAAAUUUAUUUUGUUUUUCUUGUGCAUGGGUUGCUGUUAUUUUACACACACACACACACACACACACACACACUUUAAUUAAUUAAAACAAAAUGCUGAAAGUUUCCAAAGAGUAAAUACAUUUGGAUGUGUGUGUCUGUUGGUGAAUGGAAGAAAAUGUGUUAUGUGCGACAGGUGUGUAUAUUUUGUGUUUGUGUGAUUAAGACAUGUUGAUUUGCAUAGAAGUGACAAUAUACAAGGUUACAGAACAGUAGAUGGUCAGUUUUUUUUAGUAUGAAUAAGCAAUACGGUGCUGGUUAAGAAAAACGUAUUGAAUUCUGACAAAAACUGACUAGUUUAUUGGUAAUCAAAAGGGCAAUACUGUCAUAAUGUUUCCUUGUGUAUCACUGCUGUAAGUGUUAUGUUUAGCUGCCAGGUGUGUGUGUGUGUGUGUGUGUGUGUGUGUGUGUGUGUGUGUGUGUGUGUGUGUGUGUGUGUGUGUGUGUGUGUGUGUGUGUGUGUGUGUGUGUGUGUGUGUGUGUGUGUGUGUGUGUGUGUGUGUGUGUGUGUGUGUGUGUGUGUCCUGUUACAGUACUGGCCAUCCUCACUGCUACGUUCUUGCUUUGGUUUUAAUUUAAAUAAAGUUUUUCCUCUCAACAUUAAA
This is a messenger RNA of Perca fluviatilis (European perch), 2398 nucleotides long. RefSeq names its product bladder cancer associated protein (gene blcap). Bases 441 to 704 code for a protein of 87 amino acids. The transcript has 2 exons. The record is from RefSeq and is a predicted model, not a curated record. Lineage: Eukaryota; Metazoa; Chordata; Actinopteri; Perciformes; Percidae.